Molecule: messenger RNA, 1168 nt
Organism: Frankliniella occidentalis (western flower thrips)
Lineage: Eukaryota; Metazoa; Arthropoda; Insecta; Thysanoptera; Thripidae
Exons: 2
Coding region: 182-1168 (328 amino acids)
Source: RefSeq, a predicted model, not a curated record
GAGGAGCAUCGGUCCGCCGGUCGCUCGGGCCCGGACCUGCCCGAACAUCUCGUUUCUCUCUCGCGCUCGGAGAAGCCGCUGCCGCCGGCUGUCAGUCGAGCGCCCGCCCCCACCCUCCCGCGCCCCCCGCGCGCUCUGCAUCCCUGAGGCGCACUGUCUAGCAAAAUUCUCACCGGCGAACAUGUUAAUGUUGUGGUUUGCGGCUCUCUUGGCGGCUACGCUCAGCACGGGGAUUCCUACCACUGUUACCUGCGAGACCCGGGUGUUUGGCGAUGCGACGGUCGGCUGUAUACCGGGCCUAGAUGAGGACCAAUUGGCCGUAGCGUAUGCUACAGUGAACCCCAGCUUUCAUCCCAAGGGUGUAUGGUCCCUGAGCAUCACGCUUCAGCGGCACCGCUCAGCAAGACGCGUACACGACUUCAUCAACAUCCUGGACAGCAUCGCGCGCAGCAGGUGCCAUGUGACGACCGCCUACUACAACGCAGAGUUUUGCGCCGACGUAAAUGUGGCUCGCAACGUAACCAACGCAGCCUACGAUGCCCUGUUCCCGGACGAGGACCUCGGUAUCGUUACGCCCGCCAACACUUCGGUGUUCAUCCCCGAGUAUGUCAGCUUCCACGAAGUACGCGUGAACGAGUUGUGGUCGCAGCUGCACGAUGGUGCUGGACAACCCGUUUUCGUCGAUCGUGUAGUGCUACAGAAGCUGUCAGAACUGAUUCGCGCGAAGGUGGCGCGUCUAAAACAGCUUGCUGACGACGAUGCCAAUAUGUGGACUAAACUGCUUGUGUACUCUACUGCGCCCUCCAGUUCCGCUCUCGCAUGCCCUGUGCUUGAAGAUGCAUACGCGCAUGCUGCGUCAAUGCUCCCUCCCGGUGUAACUUUCAACGGACCGCUCUCUUGUAGUGCAUUGCCUCCGCUCGGCAUACGCCGUAGCGUUAGGGAAGUUAUUUUAACUAUGUACUUAGACGUGGGCCUCGUCUGUAGCGACACCCUUGCAUUUCCGGUGCCCAUAAUUUUUAACGAAACCCAUCUUUUGACUCUGGUUGUACCGGAUGGUGCUGUCCUGAGCUGCGCUGGUGAGCCCCCUGAGCGAACCGCCUCACUAUGUGCCGAAGGGCUUUACCCGAGGGGGCCGCCACUCCCGGAAUCAUGUGUACACGGACCCUAA